AUGAGCGAGACAUCGGCGACGAGUCGUCGCAAUCGGAAGGGGUGUCAGUCGUCUUCAUUCUACCGGUGGGCGGACGAGCCCUUCGAGGAGAUGGACUCAACGAUCGCUGUCCAGCAGUUCAUUCAGCAGACAAUACGCAAAGACCCGUCCAAUAUAGAGGAGAUACUGCAGGCACCGGAUGGUCAGGAGGAGGGCGGCUGGAAGUACGAGCACUUGAGACAGUUCUGUCUCCAACUCAACCGACUGGCCGUCAAAUUACAGACGGAAUGCUCGCCGCAGACGUGCACUCAGAUGACGGCCACCGAGCAGUGGAUCUUCUUAUGCGCCGCCCAUAAGACGCCCAAAGAGUGUCCAGCCAUCGACUACACGCGCCAUACGUUGGACGGCGCCGCCUGUCUNUGGUCAGGAGGAGGGCGGCUGGAAACGGAAUGCUCGCCGCAGACGUGCACUCAGAUGACGGCCACCGAGCAGUGGAUCUUCUUAUGCGCCGCCCAUAAGACGCCUAAAGAGUGUCCGGCCAUCGACUACACGCGCCAUACGUUGGACGGCGCCGCCUGUCUCCUCAACUCCAAUAAGUACUUCCCGUCGAGGGUUACCAUAAAGGAGUCAUCGGUGGCUAAGUUGGGAUCCGUGUGCCGCCGGGUGUACCGUAUCUUCAGCCACGCCUUCUUCCACCACAAGACGCUCUUCGAUGAGUUCGAGAACGAGAUGUUCCUCUGCAAGAGAUUCACCGCUUUUGUCAUCAAAUACAACCUCAUGUCCAAAGACAACCUCAUUGUUCCCAUCGUUGGUCUCGACACGUCUGUCACCACUGCCGCUGCCGAGUCCGACGCCUAA
Molecule: messenger RNA, 837 nt
Organism: Oppiella nova
Lineage: Eukaryota; Metazoa; Arthropoda; Arachnida; Sarcoptiformes; Oppiidae
Source: the annotation of a GenBank genome assembly